Molecule: messenger RNA, 1233 nt
Organism: Capronia coronata CBS 617.96
Lineage: Eukaryota; Fungi; Ascomycota; Eurotiomycetes; Chaetothyriales; Herpotrichiellaceae
Exons: 3
Coding region: 1-1233 (410 amino acids)
Cellular component (GO): cytoplasm; nucleus
Molecular function (GO): tRNA-specific adenosine-34 deaminase activity
Source: RefSeq, a predicted model, not a curated record
AUGGCGGACCAAGUUCUCUUCCUUGAGCCGUUGAAAACCCUCCAUGAGACAAGGUCCGACGAAGAAUUCGUGCGCGCCUUUGUCGUCGAGAUCCCGGCCAAACUGACAAGCAAGGCUUUGAGCAUUGUCAAACCCAUCAUUCCAUCCGGCGGCAAGCACCCUUCUUUCAGCCAUCUUCGACGCCUUUGCACCUUGCCGCACUUGCCUUUGGAUCUGACGUGGCGUCGUGACUACGACGCCCGGGGCCUUCAAACCAUCUUUCUGUUGUUGCCAAACACCGUGGUGCCGUGGGAGGACAUACAAGCCACACUCACGCCACACAUCGAUGUCGAAGGUCUUCCCCGCUGCUUUGAUGCUGUUGUGCCCCGGUUUGCCCCAUUGAGUGCCGAACAAGCUGCACUUUGGACCGAACGUUAUUGGCCAUCAAUCUUCAAUCCUGCGGCCCAAGUCGUUCAAGAUGCCCCGCCUCUCCACCAACUCCGUCGUGUGCGUACGGCCCUCGAGGUCCCAAUGGCCGACAGGUACAUGCGUUUGGCCUUCUUGGCUGCAGCCGAAUCCCACGAGGCAGGCCAUGGACGCUCGGUGGGAGCCGUGGUUGUCGAUCCAGAUACCGGGGCUGUUGUAGCGGUGGCUGGUGACGCCCGUUGGUGGUCAGAAGAUCCGAAGAUUCACAAAUCUCUCAUGGCAAAUCACUGUGAGGGAAGGCCCGAGUAUCAUGCCGUCAUGCGUGCCAUUGCCAUGGUCGCAAAUAAGGAACUUCGCCGACGUAUCAAAGCCGGAUCCCACAACAGAUUCCUGGCCACCUGCUCCGAAACUCCCUCUGGUCAAGCUCUGACUUCAAUUGAAGCCCGCUAUGAGGAUGAUGACAAGGUCCUCCGCGAUCUCACAGCCGGGCUUGGCAACAUCACGCUGGCUGACGACGAUGCCCUGCCCGACAAACAAUCAGGAUCUCGUACGGAAGGUUACCUCUGCAGCGGCCUGGAUCUCUAUCUCACGCAUGAACCCUGUGUCUGCUGCGCUAUGGCUAUGAUCCACUCUCGAUUCAGGGCCUGCGUUUUCGGCCGGAAGAUGCCUCGCAGCGGUGGCCUCUCCGCCGAAGCUGGGGAUAAGUUGUUGGGAUAUGGUCUCUUCUGGCGUCGUGAACUCAACUGGAGAGUCAUGACAUUCCAGCACACCCGAGCCGCGGCCUUGGAACGCGGAGAGCGAAUCGACACGGGAAUAUUCCAUGCUUAG